AGGUGCCGGUGUGGCUGAAGACCCUGCGUCUCCACAAGUACUCGUACCUAUUCCGGCAGAUGACCUACGAGGAGAUGCUGAGUGUCACCGAGGACUGGCUGGAACAACAGAACAUUGUUGAUGAGGGUGGGUCCAUCAAUUCUGCCUUGGGGAAGAUGAAGGAGAUGCUAAACACCCCAAUCAAGGCCUUCAACCCCGCCCAGUCCUCUCUCACGUCCAAUAACCCUGCCUAUCGCACAACCUCGUCAUCCUCAUCUUCAUCCACCACCUCGUCAUUGCCUCAGUCACCUUCUGCUGAUGAAGUCUUAGAAGGAGAUCUACCCGCCCAGUUUUGUCGCCUGAUGGGCAAAGUUUGUACACAACUGCUGGUAGCAAGCCGUCCAGAUGAUGAGUGCUUUAAAAUUUAUCUUCAACUUAUAGACAAGUGCCUGAACCAUGAAGCAUUCUCUGAUCGUCAGAAGAAACUUUUACAAUCUUGGAAACAGUCAGCUCAAAAGAUCUGGCAACCAUCUCCACAAAGAUAUGGAGACAGACCCCGCAGAAGUUUCGCCAAUACAUUCCACGUAGGAAAUUCACUUGGGGGCCGCAUCAUCCCACGAGCGGGUCGUAUCCCUGUGCCGCAGUCUGUAGGCCACCACCAGCAACAUCCCAGCAUGCAACAGUGGAGCUUUGGUUCGAAGCGAUCCAUUUUGGGAGGGGGCUCUGGUGGCGGACAUAUGCCGGUGCAACGCAAUAAUUCCUUGAACACCGCCUUUCUCAAUAAACCAGGGCUGUUAGAGCAAACCAAACAGCCCAUCUCCAGAACUCACUCUGCCCCAACCAACAGACCCAUGUCUCUUCCAAUGCAAGGUUGUGAGAACGCUAAUGACACUGAGAUCAACGCACGUCUUGAUUCUCUGUGCAUCAGCAUGACGGAACAUGCUCUGGGAAGCUCAGAUACAAGUGAUCGUGGUCCUAAUUAUUGACCUUGAAUCAGCGUUGAGACGAACGUCUCCCCCCCGUCUCCACCAACCACCACUGCUGCUGUCUAGUCUGGCAAAGUAUGAUGCACCCCUGACAUCAAAUGGAGCCUGGCUGUCUUCUUUCGACCUAAACUCGUGUUCACUAAAUGUCUACAUGCCAAAAUAAUGUUAUGACAAAUGUGCUGUUCUCUGGUUGAUGUCAUGUUGGUUUUUGGAACUUUGAUUAGUUGCGUGAUGAGAGAUGUGAAUGGAGAUCGUCAUAAUGUAUGUAUGUUGAAUUAGUUUGUGGCCACAGCCUGUUGGUAUGUAGUCACAAGGGCAGUGAAACCACUGUUGGUGCUUGGGGAAAAAAACUUCCAACACAUUGGUUGUUGUACCAUUUGCACAUUUGCUUUUAAAAAUCUAUUGUUGUACUUUGCAGUUAUUUCGUUGCAUGUCGUGUCACUUUACUGUGUUCUACAAUGUGUUAUUAGUUAGCUGCUGAUAGACGACUGGAGUCUGUAGUAGAUUAGCAGCCCAGUUCUCACUCACCCUUCCCCCCCAAAAAGAUCUGAUCUGCUUAGCUGGCAUAUUAACGUUGUUAAGUUUGCUUAUGUUCCAAAGUCAUGGCAACUAUAUAUUGCUUCAUUUCAUUCCUCACCCCCCCCCCCCCCAAAAAAAAAAAA
This is a messenger RNA of Aplysia californica (California sea hare), 1627 nucleotides long. Its product is annotated as protein Smaug homolog 1. Gene Ontology annotation, biological process: nuclear-transcribed mRNA poly(A) tail shortening; regulation of mRNA stability; negative regulation of translation. Gene Ontology annotation, molecular function: translation repressor activity; protein binding; mRNA binding. Gene Ontology annotation, cellular component: P-body. The record is from RefSeq and is a predicted model, not a curated record. Lineage: Eukaryota; Metazoa; Mollusca; Gastropoda; Aplysiida; Aplysiidae.